This is a messenger RNA of Xylona heveae TC161, 1383 nucleotides long. RefSeq lists its product as hypothetical. The transcript is spliced from 3 exons. The record is from RefSeq and is a predicted model, not a curated record. Lineage: Eukaryota; Fungi; Ascomycota; Xylonomycetes; Xylonales; Xylonaceae. Bases 1 to 1008 code for a protein of 335 amino acids.
AUGACUGCCGCUGUUGGUCAUAUAUCCUCGAGGGUACCCUUUGGUGCCAUCGAUAAUCCUCGCUCGCCUAUCAUGAAACCCAUGGUAGCAGAGCAGAAGAACAUGAAAGAAUUCAAAGCACCAGUUGCUAAGAUGGGCAGCGUGGUUCCCAGAAAUCGUCCGAUUCCUAUCAUGAGGGACACAGUCUCUUCUGCAAAGAAGCGCCCGCUUGCUCCUUGCGUUUUCGAGGAUGCGGAUACAGAGAAUAUUGAUCCCACUAUGAGCGACUCAGCUUCUAAGCGCGCCAAAAAUGAGCCUAUGACGAUUGACAAGAUGAUGCGCAUGGUCGAAUCGAUUCCAGGUCGCAGCGUCAUUCAUCCAUUCCGCUCUCCACAAACCACCUACAAUGCCAGAAAAUCGUCUGCUGGUCGCUCGCCCAAGCAAAACAAUAGCUUUACGCGACGCCGAGUGUCUGCGCCCCUCACUCGUGUCGACCCACCUGCGAGCCUCAAGUACCCGCCCGCCAUGACGAUGAACUUUUCCAUUGACUCGAUUCUCGCUGGUAGCUCCAAUACGCGCACUACCAAGCCCAAGCCCAAGCAGUCACGUGCCUCGCCCAAGAAGCCCAUGCCGGACUCUUGGUACUUUGAUAUUUAUGAGGACACACCCGAAGAUGAAGCCCAGAACCUCAUGGAGCACUCGGCUGGUCAGCUGGACAUUUCGGACGAUGAGGCUCGCGAUGCCGAAAAGAAGGAUCCCGGCAAGGAAAACACUCCCCCUCCGGACCACGAGGAGAGUGACGCUCGUAUCAUUCAAGAGGAUCUUCUAGCCCCUGGGUCGCGCGAGGCUUUGGCGGAGUUGGACACCUCUGACUUUUUUGGCGUGGGUCUCGAUGCCUAUUCUAUCCAGCUCAUCGAGGAGGACGAUUAUGAUUUUCCUGACACGGAUGAUGAAGCUGGCGAGGCCGAUGCCGAGCCCGUCGCCGAGCCUGUCACCGAGCCUGUCAUCGAGGCUGAAGCCGAGAAUUAGACAAGCCCCAUUGGCGAUGGCACCGUUUGUCGGUUUGGCAAUGGCGUUGAGGCAAAAAGUUGGUUGGUCACUCCCUUGAACUCUGGUAUUUUCUUUUUCUUUAUCAAACCGACGACAUGCUCUUUGAACCUUUUGCCUUUUUUUUUUCUUACCAUCCAUCCACUUAAAUUCUUCUUUUUGUCGGCGACAAGUCAUGUUUUCACCUUUCACAUCAUUUUUCGAUUUAAGCCUCGAGCCCGAGUUCUCUCUGAACCCAUUUGUUUCACUCCUUUUGUCAUCUUUCCGCGGGGAGGACGAGAGUUGAGUGAGAGAUUUGGUCGAGCGGAGAUGGAGCGACGGCUUGGCUGUUAGAACGGGGUUGUAUGGGGUUGGCUG